CGGACGUGCCCUUUUGUGAACCUUCUUACGAACAUGUUCACUUUAAGCGCUUCAUUUGUGCUCUGCCUUGCAGUCGCCGCAUUUGGCUUCCCUGAGAGCCAAAUUGUCGGUGGCAGAGAUGCAUCGAGCGGACAGUUUCCCUACCAAGUGUCUCUGAGAAGGUCUGGAAGCCACUUCUGUGGUGGAUCCAUCCUCGACGCACGUACCAUCCUCACUGCAGCUCACUGUGUCCAAGGUUUGAACAACUUGGACUCCGUUAGCGUACACGCUGGAACAAAUCAACUGAACCAACAGGGACAGUCUUACAAAGUUAGUAAGAUCGUGGCGCAUAAAGGUUUUAACUCAAUCAGCCUCGUUAACGAUGUGGCUUUGAUUCUUCUGAGCAACAAUAUUGCGUUCAACAACUUGGUCCGACCAAUCGCUUUGGCAACUGGCAGCAAGACUUACGAAAGAGACUCCUGCGUUCUCUCCGGUUGGGGAACUACCAGACUUGGAGGAAACCCACCAAACAACUUGCAAUACAUUAACUUAGUCAUUGAAACUCAGGCAAAAUGCAAGCAGGCCCACAACAGAGUUCAGAGUUCUCACAUCUGCACAUUCACUAAAGUAGGAGAAGGUGCAUGCCACGGUGACUCUGGCGGUCCACUUGUCGUUAAUAACGUGCAAGUUGGUAUCGUUUCCUUUGGGCAACCCUGCGCCGUCGGGAAACCCGACGUUUACACCAGAGUGUCAUCCUUCACAUCUUGGAUCAAUUCUAACAAAGCUUAUCUUUUGAACGAAACCCAAGAACCAGAAAACGCAAUUUACAUUGUUUAAAUUCAAUUUAAUUUAUUAAUUCCAAUGUUCCCAGAAUAAAAAUUAUUAAUUAGCA
Molecule: messenger RNA, 871 nt
Organism: Frieseomelitta varia
Lineage: Eukaryota; Metazoa; Arthropoda; Insecta; Hymenoptera; Apidae
Product: chymotrypsin-1-like
Exons: 7
Coding region: 34-816 (260 amino acids)
Biological process (GO): proteolysis
Molecular function (GO): serine-type endopeptidase activity
Source: RefSeq, a predicted model, not a curated record